AUGAUCGAUGAGAUAGAGAGCAAGACGAAAGUUGUCCCAGUAUUAGGAUUAGUAUGGGAUUUAGAAAAAGAUAGUUUGAGUUGCAAGAUCGAAGAAACAUUUAACUUGAGGGAACCUAUUACCAAAAGAAAAGUUUUGUCAAUUACCCAGAAAAUUUUUGAUCCCAUUGGCUUUACUGCACCGAUAACUGUAAUUCCUAAGCUAAUUUUGCAAGAAACAUGGAACCAGAAGAUUAAGUGGGAUGAAGAUCUUCCUCUUCCCCUAAGUGAGCAGUUUGGGACUUGGUUGAACCAAUUGCCUCUGCUAUCUCAGAUUGAAAUUCCUCGUUGGUUAAAUAUUGAUUACGAAAACGAAGAUACCGUAGUGCUCCACGUUUUUUCGGAUGCUAGUAAAAGAGCCUAUGCCACAUGUGCAUUUUUAAGAGCUGAAACCAUCGAAGGUGUAAAGGUUCAGUUAGUAAGCGCGAGAAGUCGAAUAGCCCCUAUUAAGGAACUUACGAUUCCACGGCUUGAACUUCUUUCCUGUCUGAUAGGUGCCAGGCUUGCCAAAACAAUUCUAUCAGAUUUGAAACUUAAGAAUUGUAGAACAGUGUUCUGGAGUGAUUCUUCUACAGCUUUGGGGUGGAUAAGAAGGGAUCAAGCAUGGGGUACGUUUGUUCACAAUCGAGUACAAGAAAUAAGAUCGCUUACCAGAAUAUCUGACUGGAGGCAUGUACCUGGAAGUUUAAACCCAGCGGAUCUCCCAUCGAGAGGAUGUACUAUUGAGCAAUUACAGAAAUCGGCAUGGUGGGAGGGCCCAUCGUGGCUUUACUUACCAGAAGACGAGUGGCCCCAUGUAGAAGAAAAGCCUGAUGAAGAACUUAUAAACAAAGGAAAAAAGGAAAACGAUUCUGACUCUUCUAGAUCAUGGAGACAAUUUGGACCGGUACUACAAAUACUUCUCUUCAUAUAG
This is a messenger RNA of Stegodyphus dumicola, 951 nucleotides long. RefSeq lists its product as uncharacterized. NCBI's taxonomy places the organism in Eukaryota, Metazoa, Arthropoda, Arachnida, Araneae, Eresidae. The record is from RefSeq and is a predicted model, not a curated record.